UUUUUUCUCCUUUUCCCGUAUGAGCUAAAAUGGGAAAUCAUCUUCAGCUCAAGAACUGGGAGAAGAGCAGGCGGCCUUUGUGCCUCGCUUGAUGGUUUUAUUGGCGAAUUCUCGUGAAUUUUGGGUUUAUAAAUCACUGUUUUAGAAGGCGCUAUCAACCACAUUCCUACAAGAGCAGCAAUUUCACUUUGAAACUCGGUGAGUUUCUUUAUCAGUGCCAUAUGAUGUUUGGUUUCUUCUGUAGAAAAUUAGGGUUAAAUCAUAGGAGCAUUACUUCAUUAGACUCAAAGACCCAACUGGGUGUUCUUCCUUUUAAUGCAUUAUUCUUAAUCACAUGUUUCUCAUCUAAUUUACCUCUGAAAUCAAAUGACGACUCUUUUACUAUUUCAUACCUCAUAAAUUCAUGUGGAUUGUCCCCAGAAGCCGCUAAUUCUGUCUCUAAGAAACUACACUUGAAAAGCCCUCAAAAACCGGACUCUUUCCUUAGCUUUCUCAGAGAUCACGGAUUCUCCGAUCCCCAAAUCUCCAAAGUUGUUAGGUUUAAUCCCCAUCUGCUUUCCUGUAAUGUCAAGAAAACUGUUUUGCCCAAGCUUGAAUUUCUCCAUUCCAUUGGGGUUUCUAACGAUGACCUUCCAAAGAUGAUCUGUAGUAAUCCGGGUUUCCUAGUUCGGAGCUUGGAGAAAUAUCUGAUCCCAUGUUAUAAUAUCCUUAAAAGUUCACUUCUUUCCGAUGGGAUAGCAGUUGCGGCAUUGAAACGCAUGACACCAAUUGAUCUGUACAACGUGAAGAAGAACUUUAGUUUCAAUUUACUGGUCUUAAGAGGGCUUGGAAUGCCUCAAUCCACCAUCUCUCUGUUGGUGACUAAGUGGCCUAAAGUUUUGUGCCAGAAUGUUGACAAUUUUAGUAGAAAUGUCGAGGAAAUUAUAUGAAUGGGAUUUAAUCCUGCGAAAUCUGCUUUUGCCUUUGCACUCAGAGUGAAAUUACAUACGUCCCCGAUAAAAUGGAAAGGUAAAAUAGAUAGUUUGAGAAGGUGGGGUUUGUCUGAAGAUGAGAUUUUGUUGGCUUUCAGAAAGCAUCCAUUGUUUAUGAGUUUGUCUGAGAAGACAAUUACGAAAAAAAUGGAUUUUCUUGUGAAUAAGAUGGGUUGGCAGCCUGCUGUUAUAGCCAGAUACCCCGCUGUUUUUACUUACAGUUUGGAGAAUAGGAUUGUCCCAAGGUGUUAUGUUAUAAAAGUCUUGCUUCUAAAGGGCUUGAUCAAGGAAACAAUCAGUUUACUUUCAAUUUUAUCACCUUCUGAUGAGAGCUUCUUGGAGGAGUUCGUGAUCAAGCAUAAAGAACUAGAGCCUGAAUUGUUGAAUGUUCUUGAAGGGAAAAUUGAAUUUGCGGACUAGAUCAUGUUUGAUUAAAAAUGUGUGGCUCCAGUGAUACAACAAAGUAAUGUAAACGGUGUAAUUUUCCAAUUCACAUUGUAACUUUCCGUGCUCUGCUAUGAAGAGUUACAUUAUUAAGCUUCAUUUUUCUUGUAUUACUGUAUCCUUUUAGGUGAUAUCCAUUUUCAACAGCUUAACUGAAU
Messenger RNA from Hevea brasiliensis (rubber tree), 1573 nucleotides. RefSeq lists its product as uncharacterized. Gene Ontology annotation, cellular component: chloroplast. Lineage: Eukaryota; Viridiplantae; Streptophyta; Magnoliopsida; Malpighiales; Euphorbiaceae. Gene Ontology annotation, biological process: chloroplast organization; regulation of DNA-templated transcription. Gene Ontology annotation, molecular function: double-stranded DNA binding. The transcript has a single exon. The record is from RefSeq and is a predicted model, not a curated record. Bases 930 to 1391 code for a protein of 153 amino acids.